Xenopus laevis (African clawed frog) is the source of this 2530-nucleotide messenger RNA. RefSeq names its product RNA binding protein fox-1 homolog 1-like (gene rbfox1.S). The record is from RefSeq and is a predicted model, not a curated record. Lineage: Eukaryota; Metazoa; Chordata; Amphibia; Anura; Pipidae. The transcript is spliced from 13 exons. The coding region runs from base 457 to 1806 and encodes 449 amino acids.
ACCCUCCCUGGGGAUUUCAAAAAUGCAGUAUUUGAAUUUUGGUGAGUGGUAAAGCCUCUGCCCUAGGACCCAUUUGACAAAUGAGAAGGCGUGCAGCAUCAGCACCAGCCGACUGAGCUUCAGUGAGUCAAUCUCUGUGCUAGUCAGCAAGCUCCUGUUGGGAGACGCUGAGCUCCAGCGCUUCACUGUCAUUGAGGAAGUUACACUGACUCUUCAUUAGGCUGCAGGCUUUGGUUAAAUCUUAUCCCCCCCCUCCUUCUUCCAUCCAGUUUAAGCAAUUUCAGUUUUAAUUUGCCUAGUUGCCUUAACUGACAAAUGAACAGAGAUUUUCAAAACUAGGAAAGCAAACAAAGGAUUUUUAAACUUAAAGAAAAGCAGCUUUCAAAAAAAAGAGAAAAGAGGAAGAAAAAAAAAAACACUGAAAACCUGCUGACAAGACAGGACAAACGUGCUUGCAUGCUAGCUGCUUCACUUGUUCUACGCCGACUCCAGAGCAACACCAUGCAGCAUCCUCUGACGGGUGCAACUUGUGUGGCACUGCCAAAUGUGGGAAUGUGUCCACAGCUUUCUUGUGCCUUGACUUUUAUGUACUUGCAGCAGGGUAAUCAGGAAGGAACACCACCUCCUGACACAAUGGCGCAGUCUUAUGCAUCUCCUCAGUUUGCCCCAACCCAAAAUGGAAUUCCAGCAGAAUAUACAACUCCACAUCCAGCUCCAGACUACACAGGGCAAACAACAGUCACCGAUCACACGUUAAAUUUAUACCCUCCAGCCCAAACACACUCUGAACAGAGUGCCACGGAUACAAAUGCACAAACUGUCUCUGGCACAGCAACACAGACAGAUGAUGCAGCACAGCCUGAUGGACAGCAACACACACAACUUUCUGAAAACACAGACAACAAAACACAACCUAAGAGACUUCAUGUUUCAAAUAUCCCCUUCAGAUUCAGAGACCCAGAUCUUAGACAAAUGUUUGGGCAAUUCGGUAAAAUCUUAGAUGUUGAAAUCAUUUUUAAUGAACGGGGCUCCAAGGGAUUUGGUUUCGUAACAUUCGAAAAUAGUGCUGAUGCGGACAGGGCGAGAGAGAAAUUACACGGCACAGUGGUAGAGGGUCGUAAAAUAGAGGUUAAUAAUGCUACUGCCCGCGUUAUGACAAACAAAAAAACCUUAAAUCCUUACACAAAUGGAUGGAAGCUGAAUCCUGUUGUGGGAGCAGUUUAUAGUCCUGAAUUCUAUGCAGUACCAGGCUUCCCCUACCCUGCAGCUACAGCUGCUGCUGCUGCUGCUUACAGAGGUGCACACCUCAGAGGCCGAGGCCGUACAGUCUACAACACAUUUCGUGCUGCAGCACCCCCUCCUCCAAUCCCAGCUUAUGGCGGGCCUUCGCCUAUUCAACUUCCAGUCUGUUAUUCAAACCACUGCCCGGUUGCCAAGGUCAGUGACCCUAGCAACCAGAUAGCAGUUUUAAUGCCAAACUGGAGAGCUGCAGAACAAAAAAGUGUUGUUUACCAGGAUGGAUUUUAUGGUGCAGAUAUUUAUGGAGGUUAUGCAGCUUAUCGAUAUGCUCAGCCUGCUACAGCAACUGCAGCAGCCUAUAGUGACAGUUACGGACGAGUUUAUGCUGCCGACCCCUACCACCACACACUUGCUCCAGCAGCCACCUACGGCGUUGGUACCAUGAAUGCUUUUGCACCCAUCACUGAUGCCAAGACUAGGAGCCAUGCUGAUGAUGUCGGUCUCGUUCUUUCUUCAUUACAGGCUAGUAUAUACCGAGGGGGAUACAGCCGUUUUGCUCCAUACUAAAUGACAAUACCAUAAAACUCUUCCAGUGUGGGGAAAAAAGAAGCUUUCCGAGGCCUGGGUAUUGCAAUACAUGCAGUAGUGCAUCAUUUUAGCAACUCUUAAAAAAUACAUUAAAAAAUGGAAAAUUACAUUUUUUAUCUUAUACCUCAGAUAUUUUUGUUCUAUGUAUUUUACUAUUGUGGGUCUUUAAUUUCUGAAGGUUCUGUAGUUGAUUGUUGGCUGUAGACAUUUUUUUGUGGUUGAUUUAAAAAGCAACUACUGUAGAUAUGAAUAAAAGUAUUUUAGGGCCACAAUCAAGAUUGCUAUAAUAUGUAAAAUAAUUAUAUAUGCUGAAUAUUACAAUAUUGAAAAAUUACAUUUUGUAAGAGUGUGACUAUAGCAGGAAUUUUUCUGCAAUUGCAUAUAUUUUCAUUUUGGGGAGGGCUAUAAAGCUAAAUAAAAAAAAUGCAAAAGAUUGUCAUUGCACCUACUCUUAUUAGUGUUGUAAAGUAUUUAUUCAAAGUCCAGAGCCAAAGGUUGUGUUAAGUUUUGACGUUUUCACUCUUUGUACAUAUUAAUCAAGGGGAAGCUAACAUAAGGAUCUUUUUUAAACCAUUCCAUUAGGCAGUACAUAUUAAAACAGCAAGUAGGUAUUGAGGCGUAAGGAUAAAUCCAACAGAAAAAAAAUUUGAGAUUAAAAAAAAUUAACAAAACAAAAAAUAUUGAAAAAAAAAAAUACAAUAAA